AAACAACUUCCUGGUGAAAAUUACCUCGAUCUUCCAUCGACAUGCCUAUUUUACCGAAAUGUCUGUCGGGUUUCACUGUCAUUCCAAUCGCAUAUCCAAGUUCAACACAUUACAUCUAUGCGAGAGCUCAUGCCAAAUCUAAAUCCAAAACGAAGCCCAACAAUGUUCUACCUGAAGGACGCACGCUAUUCCUAGUGAACCGUGAGCUCACACUGCUAUUCAAACACUGUGGGACAGUAGAGCGCGUCUUAUUUGACUUCAACUCUGCCGAUGCUCUAACAGAGCACGCAUCUGAUUCUGACGAGGAGAUGUCCGAGGCUGCCGUCAAUGAAGAACCUGAUACCGAAGCACGUCCUCGCAAGAAAAGAAAGCUCCAAACUUCCGAACCAACGCCCCCUGAAGUGAUACCCCUCCCUUCUCCAUCCCUUCGCACACUGCGCAAAACUGGAUCUUGUGCCCAUAUCAUAUUUCUCGAUUCUUCAUCUCUUGCAAAAGCGCUUUUGUCCCCUACGUCACCUAAGCCAUGGCCAUCCUCUGGGGAGCCCCGUGGUCUCUCUCACUAUAUGGCAAAAUAUGAUAAUGAGCGGCCUCCGCUAGAUGCUGUCAAAGCUCACGCAGACAGCUUUAUGGACCGCUUCGAAUUUGACCUUUCGAAGAGUAAACAGGAGGCCAAGUACCGGAAAGGGGAAGCAAUUGUGGACGAGGACGGAUUCACACUCGUUACGAGAGGAGGUGCUUAUGGACAAACGCUUGGUGGAGGCGUGGGCGUUGCCAGCAAGAAGUUCAUUCUCACUGGGCAAACUGGAAGUAGAAGAAAGAAGGAGAAAAAGAAGGAGAAGGAUGUGUUUUACGCUUUCCAGAAGGCUGAAAAACAACGGAAAGCCUUGCUCGACCUGAAGAAGAACUUCGCGGCGGACAAGGAACGUGUCGAAAAACUGAAGGAAUCACGGCGAUUCAAGCCUUAUUAAUUAUCUCUGCCAUACAUUUAGGGAAGUGGGUAUAGUAUAUCGCGAAUGUGAUCUAAUGUCAGGUCCCGGAGUGUCUCGUUCUGAACGGACGGGUUGUCCCUUCAUUCAGCGCCAGAGGGUGUAUACUGUCAGCAAUCUCCCUCGCUUGUGAUUCUGACAUCAUUGACAGGCCGCCGACCUUGUGGGUCGCGUCGAGGUGGGUGACGAGCUAUGAGCGAGUCACAAUCGCACUGUCCAACAGUGCUCGUUGUAUUUUACUCUACGUCUUCAUUUUGCUGGUCCUGAGCAGACUAGAACUCGCGUAUUGCGUAUCGCCACUACC
This is a messenger RNA of Suillus subalutaceus, 1290 nucleotides long. Its product is annotated as ribosomal RNA-processing protein 7-domain-containing protein. Gene Ontology annotation, cellular component: CURI complex; UTP-C complex. The coding region runs from base 42 to 968 and encodes 308 amino acids. The transcript has 3 exons. Gene Ontology annotation, biological process: ribosomal small subunit assembly; rRNA processing. The record is from RefSeq and is a predicted model, not a curated record. NCBI's taxonomy places the organism in Eukaryota, Fungi, Basidiomycota, Agaricomycetes, Boletales, Suillaceae.